AUGGGUCGCGAGGAUAUGGAAACAGGAGAAGGGCCGAGAGAGCAGGGCGAGGCUGCACAGAAUGCGGAAAGCCGGGGUGAAGGGAUUCGCAACAAGAGCGUCGACCUGCCUGAUCUUGAUCCGGUGAUGGCCCAGUGCAGUAUUGUGCGGAGGCCAUCGGACCAGGCCAGGGACGAGGACGAGGAAGAGGAAUUGCAACCAGGAUCCAGGUGUCUGGGACGGCCGAGAGAGGCAAGAGAGAUGGGUCAGGGGCGGUGGGGGCUCUUGCCUUACUCCUGGGCUGGCGGCGGGUAG
Messenger RNA from Clonostachys solani, 294 nucleotides. NCBI's taxonomy places the organism in Eukaryota, Fungi, Ascomycota, Sordariomycetes, Hypocreales, Bionectriaceae. The record is from the annotation of a GenBank genome assembly.